AAUUCAAACUUCAAUGGAAGUUCAGUUAACUCACUAACUUAUUAUUCAGUCUCUAUUUCUGAACACGCUUUUCAUAUGAUAUAUGAUCUUCGUCAAAAUCAAAAUCAAAAACUCAAACCCUAAAAUUUCAUAAUAAUGGACGAUUCCGACGGUGGCCUCAGCUUCGACUUCGAAGGAGGCCUCGACACUGUCCCAACUAAUCCCGCCGCCGCCAUCCCUUCAAUUCCCUCCGACAAUUCCGCCGCCAACUCCUCCCUCCUCGUCGCCGCCGCCAACAAUUCAACCUUCCCUGCCGCGGCUUCAACCGACGCAGCUUCCGCAGCCGCCGCCUCUGCAAACAAUCAGGCAGGACGGCGGAGCUUCCGGCAGACAGUAUGCCGGCAUUGGCUUCGAAGUCUAUGCAUGAAGGGCGACGCCUGUGGUUUCUUACAUCAAUACGACAAGUCGCGGAUGCCGGUUUGCCGGUUUUUUAGGCUUUAUGGAGAGUGCAGGGAGCAAGAUUGUGUGUAUAAGCACACCAAUGAGGAUAUAAAGGAGUGCAAUAUGUACAAGUUAGGGUUUUGCCCAAAUGGUCCUGAUUGUCGGUAUAGGCAUGCUAAGUUACCUGGACCUCCACCUCCUGUGGAAGAAGUCCUUCAGAAGAUUCAGCAAUUAAAUUCUUAUAAUUAUGGAUCCUCAAAUAAAUUUUUCCAACAUAAGGGUGCUGGUUUUCAGCAACAGGCGGAUAAUAAAUCUCAAUUUUCACACGGUCCAAACAAUGUGGCUCAAGGAUUGGCAACAAAACCCUCGGGAACAGAAUCAGCCAAUGCACAUAUGCCUCAGCAGCAGCAGCAACAACAGUUAGGGCAAGGACAACUGUCUCAACAGCUGGUCGCUCAGAAUCCAACACAAAAUCCUCCAAAUGGACAGCCCAUUCAGCCGAACAAAACUGCAAUUCCUUUGCCCCAAGGAAUAUCUAGGUAUUUUAUCGUUAAAAGUUGCAAUCGUGAAAAUUUGGAAUUAUCUGUCCAACAAGGACUUUGGGCGACUCAAAGGAGCAAUGAAGCUAAAUUAAAUGAAGCUUUUGACUCUGCUGAAAAUGUGAUUUUGAUUUUCUCAGUCAAUCGGACUCGGCAUUUCCAGGGAUGUGCAAAGAUGACAUCAAAAAUUGGUGCCAAUGUUGGUGGAGGAAACUGGAAAUAUGCACAUGGAACUGCACAUUAUGGACGGAACUUCUCAGUAAAAUGGUUGAAGCUAUGUGAAUUAUCAUUCCACAAAACUCGCCACCUGAGGAACCCAUACAACGAGAACUUGCCGGUGAAGAUUAGUAGAGAUUGUCAAGAGCUAGAGCCCUCAGUUGGUGCGAUGUUAGCUUCCUUACUUUAUGACGAGCCAGAUAGUGAACUCAUGGCAAUUUCACUAGCAGCGGAAGCAAAAAGGGAAGAGGAAAAAGCAAAGGGUGUUAAUCCAGAAAAUGGAGGUAAUAACCCGGACAUCGUUCCAUUUGAAGACAAUGAAGAAGAAGAAGAAGAAGAAGAGGAAGAGAGUGAUGAGGAGGAUGACAGCUUUGACCAGGCUCUCGGACCAGCAGGUCAAGGGCGAGGCCGGGGCAGGGGAAUGAUGUGGCCUCACAUGCCAAUGCCUCGUGGUGCAAGACCAAUGCCUGGGAUGCGAGGUUUCCCCCCCAUGAUGAUGGGUGCUGAUGGCUUUCCAUAUGGACAUGCUACUCCUGAUGGCUUUGGAAUGCCUGAUCUUUUUGGUCGGGGAUUUUCCCCGUAUGGUCCAAGGUUUUCUGGUGAUUUUACAGUUCCACCGACUGGUAUGAUGUUUCCUGGGAGACCUCCCCAGCCCGGGGCUGUGUUUCCACCUGGUGGAUUUGGCAUGAUGAUGGGACCAGGGCGGGGGCCUUUUAUGGGUGGGAUGGGCCCCAAUGCUACAAAUCAACUUCGUGGCAAUCGGCCAGGUGGUAUGACAUUUCCGCCAUUUCCUGCCCCAUCCACUCAAAACAGCAGCAGAAUUAUUAAGAGAGAUCCGAGGACAGCAAAUAAUGACCGAUACAGUACCGGAUCAGAUCAAGGCAGGAUUACAGCUGGAGGACCAGACGAGUACCAGCAAGAUGGAUUAAAGGCUUCCCAUGAAGAUCAACAUGGUGCAGGAAAUAACUUUAGAAAUGAUGAGAGUGAAAGUGAGGAUGAGGCACCAAGGAGAUCGAGGCACGGGGAAGGUAAGAAGAAGCGACGAGGCUCAGAAGGUGACGGAACUCCAGGCUCCGACAACUAAUGGUAACUAAAUUACUAGACCUACUUACACAUUGCUCAUUUUCCGACACCAUUCUUAAUAGCUACCUUAUGAAUUUGAUUAUGUUAUAAAUUCCCCAUACCUCAUUUACUUUUAAUUUAGAAACGCGCGGGGAAAGAUAAGUCUGGGAAGUGAAUCUUUUUGACAUUGUUUGUUACCUCUUUUUCUUUUUGUUCUCUAUGUUUAUUUCCGAAAGUUCACAUGUUCGAUCAUAUAAAUGUAUAUAGGCAACUCUGUGUAUAAAUUUAUCUUUGUUUUUUUUCUUCCAAGGAAAUGGAAGCUGGUGAAUUAAUUGUUUUUGAAGACAUUAAA
This is a messenger RNA of Mercurialis annua (annual mercury), 2589 nucleotides long. Its product is annotated as 30-kDa cleavage and polyadenylation specificity factor 30. The record is from RefSeq and is a predicted model, not a curated record. Lineage: Eukaryota; Viridiplantae; Streptophyta; Magnoliopsida; Malpighiales; Euphorbiaceae. Gene Ontology annotation, cellular component: nucleoplasm. The coding region runs from base 136 to 2259 and encodes 707 amino acids. Gene Ontology annotation, biological process: regulation of mRNA splicing, via spliceosome; mRNA splicing, via spliceosome. The transcript is spliced from 7 exons. Gene Ontology annotation, molecular function: mRNA binding; N6-methyladenosine-containing RNA reader activity; metal ion binding.